Molecule: messenger RNA, 3832 nt
Organism: Colius striatus (speckled mousebird)
Lineage: Eukaryota; Metazoa; Chordata; Aves; Coliiformes; Coliidae
Gene: RECK
Product: reversion inducing cysteine rich protein with kazal motifs
Exons: 21
Coding region: 14-2899 (961 amino acids)
Biological process (GO): sprouting angiogenesis; extracellular matrix organization; blood vessel maturation
Cellular component (GO): plasma membrane
Molecular function (GO): metalloendopeptidase inhibitor activity; protein binding
Source: RefSeq, a predicted model, not a curated record
GCGGGGCCGGGCCAUGGCGGCGGCCGCGCGGUGUCCCUGGGCCCUGCUGUGCCUGGCGGCCGCGCCGCUGCUCUUCCCCGCGGCGGCCGGCUUGUCUUGUUGUUACCACGCAAAGGACAACUUAAUGUGCCGUGAUGUCUGUGAACAGAUUCUGUCUUCCAAGAGUGAUUCCCGACUGAAGCACUUACUGCAACGAGCACCCGAGUAUUGUCCAGAAUCAAUGGGAGAAGUGUGGGGUUGUAUAAACUCUUCUUUGCCAGGAGUCCUGAAGAAGUCUGACGGGUGGGUUGGCUUAGGUUGCUGUGAGCUGGCCAUCGCAGUGGAGUGUCGGCAGGCCUGCAAACAGGCUUCUGCAAAGAAUGAUAUUUUAAAGGUCUGCAGGAAGGAAUAUGAGAACGCUCUCUUUAGUUGUAUUAACAGAAAUGAAAUGGGGUCAGUCUGUUGCAGUUAUGCAGGUCACCACACAAACUGUCGGGAGUACUGUCAAGCCAUUUUUCGCACAGACUCUUCUCCUGGUCCUUCACAAAUCAAAGCAGUUGAAAAUUACUGUGCAUCCAUCAGCCCUCAGCUCAUACACUGUGUCAACAACUACACCCAGUCCUACCCCAUGAGAAAUCCAACAGACAGCUUGUACUGCUGUGACAGGGCAGAAGACUAUGCGUGUCAGGCUGCUUGCAAAAGAAUCCUGAUGUCCAUGAAAACAGAGCUUGAAAUUGUUGAUGGACUCAUAGAAGGCUGUAAGACAAUGCCUCUCCCUCAGGAUCCACUCUGGCAAUGUUUUCUUGAGAGUUCGAGAUCCGUUCACCCAGGAGUCACUGUGCACCCUCCACCUUCCACGGGCCUCGAUGGAGCUAAGCUCCAUUGCUGUUCUAAAGCCAAUUCCUCCACAUGUAGAGAGCUCUGCACUAAACUUUAUAGCACGAGCUGGGGCAAUUCACAGAGCUGGCAAGAGUUUGAUCGCUUCUGUGAGUAUAAUGCAGUUGAAGUUUCCAUGUUGACCUGUUUAGCAGAUGUACGAGAACCUUGUCAGCUGGGCUGUAGAAAUCUUACUUACUGCACUAAUUUUAAUAACAGACCAACAGAGCUUUUCAGGAGCUGCAACACGCAGUCAGACCAGGGAGCCAUGAAUGACAUGAAGCUGUGGGAAAAAGGGAGCAUUAAGAUGCCAUUCAUAAAUAUUCCCGUGCUUGAUAUUAAAAAGUGCCAGCCAGAAAUGUGGAAGGCAAUUGCCUGCUCACUGCAGAUUAAACCCUGCCACAGCAAAUCUAGAGGAAGUAUUAUCUGCAAAUCAGAUUGUGUGGAGAUCCUGAAGAAAUGUGGAGAUCAUACUAAAUUCCCUGAAGGCCACUCGGCUGAAAGUAUUUGCGAGCUCUUGUCUCCAACAGAUGACUUGGAGAGCUGCAUCCCAUUGGAUACAUACCUCAGCCCGAGCUCUUUAGGGAACAUCGUCGAAGAUGUUACCCAUCCAUGUAACCCAAAUCCAUGUGCAGCCAACCAGUUAUGUGAAGUCAACAGAAAAGGUUGUCAGUCUGGAGAACUGUGUCUUCCCUAUUUGUGUGUGCCAGGUUGCAAACUGGGAGAAGCCUCAGAUUUUAUUGUCCGUCAAGGUACCCUUAUUCAGGUUCCAUCCUCAGCUGGAGAUGUUGGUUGUUACAAGAUCUGUACCUGUGGACACAGUGGAUUGCUGGAAAACUGCAUGGAGAUGCGUUGUGUUGACCUCCAGAAGUCGUGCAUUGUUGGAGGACAAAGGAAAAGCCACGGAACGUCCUUUAACAUCGAUUGCAACGUGUGCUCGUGCUUCGCUGGCAACUUGAUCUGUUCCACACGGCAGUGUCUCACGGAGCACAGUUCAGAAGAUGAGCGUCGCAAGUUCACAGGUCUGCCCUGUAACUGUGUGGAUCAGUUUGUGCCGGUGUGUGGGCAGAACGGACGCACCUACCCCAGCGCGUGUAUAGCCCGUUGUGUCGGGCUCCAGGACAGUCAGUUUGAGUUUGGAUCGUGUAUUUCCAAGGAUCCUUGUAACCCUAACCCUUGCAACAAAAACCAGAGGUGCAUACCAAAGAAACAAGUUUGCCUGACAAGUUUUGGAAAGUUUGAAUGCAGCCAGCACGAAUGUGUGCCCAGGCAGCUGAGCUGCGACCAGACGCGGGACCCUGUUUGUGACACGGACAACGUGGAAUACGCUAACCUCUGUACUCUGUACCAAAAGGGAAAGAGCUUAGCAUACAGAGGACCCUGCCAGCCGUUCUGCAAGUCGGUGGAACCCGUGUGCGGGCACAACGGCGAGACCUACAGCAGCGUGUGCGCCGCCUACGCCGAGCGCGUGGCCGUGGACUACCGGGGCCCGUGCCAGGCCGUGGGUGUGCUCUCAGACUACGGCUUCCACAGCGAGUGUGCCUUUGUCAAGUGUCCCCAGCUGUCUGCUGCCGCCUGCAAGCCCGUCAUCGCGCCGGGAGCCUGCUGUCCCAUCUGUGCUGGAAUGCUGAGGAUCCUGUAUGACAAAGACAAGCUGGAUACCUUUGCAAGGGUAACCAACAAGAAGCCCAUCACAGUGCUGGAGAUCCUGGAGAAGCUGCGGCUGCACAUCUCGGUGCCGCAGUGUGACGUCUUUGGGUACCUGAGCAUCGAGUCCGAGAUCGUCAUCCUCAUCAUUCCUGUGGAUCACAACCCCAAACCCCUGCAGAUUGAAGCCUGCAAUAAAGAAGCAGAAAAGAUCGAGUCCCUGAUCAACUCCGACAGCCCCACGCUGGCGUCGCACGUGCCGCUGUCGGCUCUGAUCGCGUCUCGAGUGCAAGUGUCCUUCAGCAUUUCCUCUCCCUCUGUCACAGUGGUGCCUGUGCUGCACUCCCUCAUCAUCAGCCUUCUCUCCACCGUGGCAGCAUGCCUGUGCUCUGCCUAACUGCUCUGAUCCCAUGAAGGACCUGCAGAGCCACCAUAGCUGUCCCCGUGUGAUGGACUCGGGCCUGAACUUCUCCAUGAAGGACUGAAAGUAUUGGGAAUCAUGUGAAAAGGUGAUUCUUCAUUCCUACCCAGGUGACUGUUUCAGCACCACGAAGACCAUUUUCCCUUGGUCCUGGAAACACAAAGAUGCUCGAGCCAGCUCUGCCGUGCUGGAGCUCCUGUGAAGGAAUCGCAGAGGGGUGUUUCCAGCACCGAACCAAGGGAAGAGGGUCUUGUAUAACCUCUGCUAAACACCAGCUUUGGAAGAAACAAAUUGCUGCUACUUAAUUACCUUACCAAAAAAUGUUAAAGAGUUUAUCCUCAUGUAAAUACACUUUCCUGUUUUAAUGAUGAAGAAAACUAAGUCGGCCUGGGCCUGUUUCAGCAGACAUCUCGACUCGGACUAGUGAAGGGCUGCGGGACGCUGGGCUCACUGCCUGUAAAAUGACAAUCAAGCCCUGGACUGGGACCUGACUUCAGUGAAGAAAGAAGUUCUCCUAGAGCCUUGUACAUUUCAGAAUCUUGUACUGGAUGCAAAGUUAUAAAGAAUCUCAGUAUCUCUUAUUUAAGUGCCAUUUAAAAUAUUGCAGUAUUUGCAUGUUAUCUAAUGAAGUUUAUACUUUAAAUGUUUUAUACAAACUAUGUUUUAUUACUUAUUGUAUUUUAUGCACCUGACCUUUAGCCUACAUGAAGUAUUUUAUAUCAGUAUUACAAUAGCCAACUUGGGAAGUAUAGAGAGAGACACCUUACUCGUGCCAAAAUGCUGACCUGGGAAAGAAAGCACUGAAAAACUGCUGGAACGUGUGUGACGUUGGCAUAGCCUGGCUGUAGCAAUUGUUCUCUGCUCAGUCCUUUACCUGCUAAAGUAUUAAAGCUUUCUAUUUUAAUAAAA